AGUUUUUAAUCAGACAUCGGCUAGUUCAGUUUGGUUGUUUUAUUUAGAAUAAAUUUAAUUUUAUUGAAUUAUUUAUAUUUCUUUUAAAUUGUGUAUUUUUGAAAAAUUAAAUAAAGUGAAUUUUAAUUAAUUAAUCCCAGUGAUACCUUAAAACUACCUGCAAAAUAUUAAAUAUAAUUUUUGAGUGAAAUAAAAAUCGUUUUUUAAACAAACAAAAAUCCAGUGAAAUUAUCAAGAUUUAAAAGGUUGUGUUCAACAAUAUAAAGUUUUUCUUGAAUAAAAAGAUUUCAUCUCUUCUAAAAAUCUUUGAGUGAUACCUGUUACUUUUUUUUCAACAAAAAUGGCUAUAAGUGCAAAGGAAAUCUUUCGUAAUCAACAUCGGUUUAUUGGUUUCGUUCGUCAAAACAUUCGAUUAUGCAGCAAACAAUCAUUCAAAACCGCACAAUCAUCACAAAAACUUGAUGACGAUGAUGGUUUUCAAAUAACUACAAUAUCAUCACAAUAUGAAACAAUUCCAUCUCCAAUAAUACAUGACGACGAUGUUGGACAACAAUUUUCUGCAAAAGACUUAACUGUCAGAUUGGCAACACCACAACAACUUCAACCAAAACCAGAUGCAGAUGAUUUAGGUUUUGGAAAACAUUUUACAGAUCAUAUGUUACGAUGUGAAUAUCAUAAAAGUUUAGGUGGUUGGCAAAAACCUGCAAUUACUCCAUUAGAAAAUUUAGUUAUUCAUCCUGCGGCAAAAGUUUUACAUUAUGCGGUUGAGCUAUUUGAAGGCAUGAAAGCCUACCGAGGUGUGGAUGGUAGAAUACGAUUAUUCCGUCCAGACAUGAAUAUGAGCCGUAUGAAUCUAUCAGCUAAACGUUCUGGCCUUCCUACCUUUGAAGGAUUAGAAUUUGUUAAGUGCAUGACACGAUUAAUUUCAAUCGAUCAAGAAUGGGUUCCACAUUCCGAAGCAGCUAGUUUAUAUAUUCGUCCAACAAUGAUUGGUAUUGAUCCUACUUUAGGAGUUGCAUCUUCAGAUUCUGCGUUAUUAUACUCAAUUUUAUGCCCUGUUGGAAGUUAUUUUAGUGGAAAAGAUGUUGGAGUGUCAUUGUUAGCCGAUCCCAGAUAUACAAGGGCGUGGCCAGGAGGUGUAGGUGAUCGUAAAAUGGGCUCAAACUAUGCACCAACGAUUAAUGUACAAAAAGAAGCUGCAUCCAGAGGUUUACAGCAAGUGUUAUGGUUGUACGGAGAGGAUCAUCAAUUGACUGAGGUCGGAACGAUGAACAUUUUCAUGUUCUACAUUAACGAUCAAGGAGAAAAAGAAUUAGUCACACCUCCAUUGAACGGUCUCAUUUUACCUGGUAUCACAAGAGAUUCAAUACUAACGCUAGCCCGUCAGUGGGGUAAAUUCAAAGUCCGAGAAGGCACCUUCACUAUGCCCAUGGUUUGUGAUCUUCUAAGCAAAGGACGAUUGCUUGAACUUUUUGGUGCAGGAACCGCUUGUGUCGUUAGCCCAAUAAAUCGAAUAAGCUAUCUUGACCAGAAUUUGUACAUUCCAACAUUGGAGCAAGAGAAACCAGUGUUUGAGAAGAUGCGUAAUACACUAAGGGAUAUCCAAUAUGGUAAAAUCGAUCAUCCCUGGGCGAUUACGAUUGAUUAGAUUGGAAAUUCUCAAAAAAACAAUCUCAGUACCGAAAAGAAUCUACAACUAACCAAGGAGAAAUAUGGAUUAUACUAUUUUGAGGACUUACAAAAAUUAAGUCCCGAUAGACUCGAAUUAAUUUUAGAUAUUGAAAUUUUUAAAUUAGUUUUUAAGCAUAUUUAUUUUUAAUAGCUUAAGAUUUAGAAUUAAGAUAUUUUUUACUUAAACAUUUUUGUUUUGUUUUAAUUUAAUAUUUUGAAUAGUGAAUUUUGGAAAACAUGAAACUUUGAUGAGUUGUGAAGAAAUAUGUAAAUAUGUACGAUAUUAUGUCUUAAGGAAAUUAAGAAUUUUAAUUUUUGUUUCUUUUAAACAACUAACUGGAUUUUAUUGUAUAAAAACAAAUAUGGUUGUGAACAAAAUAUUUCUCUCAUUCCAUAGAGAAUUAAUUUCAAUUUUUAUAUUCCAUAAAAUUUAUGGUACCCCUAUAUAUUUAUUAUUUUUUUAAAUGUUUUCGUUUUAAAAAGAAAAGAAAAAGAGACAUGUGAAUAAAUAUUAUAAAAUCUCACUAAAAAUAAUAAUUGGUAUAUGGUUUUACUUUUUGUUAACCGCUCAGAAUCAAAAGUGGUAAGGAAAUCUAUUGGUUUGAUACCUUUAACGAAUAACUGAGCGGUUUCUUUUUUUAAUUGGGAACUCUAAGCCAGACAAUUUUGAGUAACCUUUACCUAACUAUUCAAACAUUGAUAUUGAUAGUUUUUCAAAUUUAUUAGAUUUUAAGUGAAAAUAAAAGACAAAAUCUUAACAAACCGUACCGGAGUUAUGUGCAUUUAUUAGAUUUAAGUUUAUCAUAAUUUAAUUUUUACCGAAUUUGUAUAGAUAUUGAAAUACAUAAAUAUACCUUUAUUGAAAUAAU
Molecule: messenger RNA, 2540 nt
Organism: Eupeodes corollae
Lineage: Eukaryota; Metazoa; Arthropoda; Insecta; Diptera; Syrphidae
Gene: Bcat
Product: branched-chain-amino-acid aminotransferase, cytosolic
Exons: 8
Coding region: 341-1648 (435 amino acids)
Biological process (GO): L-leucine biosynthetic process; L-valine biosynthetic process
Cellular component (GO): mitochondrion
Molecular function (GO): branched-chain-amino-acid:2-oxoglutarate transaminase activity
Source: RefSeq, a predicted model, not a curated record